Silurus meridionalis is the source of this 2329-nucleotide messenger RNA. It is a transcript of the gene ctps1a, whose product is annotated as CTP synthase 1a. The transcript has 19 exons. Lineage: Eukaryota; Metazoa; Chordata; Actinopteri; Siluriformes; Siluridae. Bases 156 to 1943 code for a protein of 595 amino acids. Gene Ontology annotation, molecular function: identical protein binding; CTP synthase activity. Gene Ontology annotation, biological process: CTP biosynthetic process; pyrimidine nucleobase biosynthetic process. Gene Ontology annotation, cellular component: cytoophidium; cytoplasm. The record is from RefSeq and is a predicted model, not a curated record.
GAAAGUCUUUUUCCUUCGCGCUCUUUCCCAAACCUCUUCCGGGUUCUCAUGCACGUGUGAGUUCAUCAUGGUGUUCUGGAGCCGCUGAGAGCGCACUACCUGGGAACAACCUCACACUCAACUCCAAGGUUUCUAUUCUUCUCUGCUUUGAGUCGAUGAACGCUACAAUGAAGUACAUCCUAGUGACAGGAGGCGUGAUCUCCGGGAUCGGGAAGGGCAUCAUCGCCAGCAGCGUCGGGACGAUCCUGAAAUCCUGCGGUCUUCACGUCACGGCCAUCAAAAUCGACCCCUAUAUCAACAUCGAUGCCGGAACCUUCUCUCCAUACGAGCAUGGUGAAGUGUUUGUGCUGGAUGAUGGAGGAGAGGUGGACCUGGAUCUGGGGAACUACGAGCGCUUCUUGGACAUUCGUCUCACCAAAGACAACAACCUCACCACCGGGAAGAUCUACCAGUCCGUCAUUAACAAGGAGCGCCGAGGAGACUAUCUAGGGAAAACCGUGCAGGUGGUGCCGCACAUCACCGACGCCAUUCAGGAGUGGGUGAUGAAGCAGGCCAAGAUCCCUGUGGAUUAUGAUCGUGUGGAGCCUCAAGUGUGUGUCAUUGAGUUGGGAGGUACCGUCGGAGACAUCGAGAGCAUGCCUUUCAUCGAGGCGUUCAGGCAGUUCCAAUUUAAAGUGAAGAAGGAAAACUUCUGUAACAUCCACGUCAGUCUUGUUCCUCAGCCCAGUGCUACAGGUGAGCAGAAGACCAAACCCACGCAGAACAGCGUGAGGGAGCUGAGAGGACUCGGCCUUUCUCCAGACCUGAUCAUGUGUCGCUGUUGUACUCCACUCGAGAACUCCGUGAAGGAGAAGAUCUCCAUGUUCUGUCAUGUGGAGCCUGAACAGGUCAUAUGCGUCCAUGAUGUUUCGUCCAUCUACAGAGUGCCGCUGCUGCUGGAGGAGCAGGGUGUCGUGAACUACUUUUGCCAUAGGCUUAAUCUGCCAAUCGAGGGCAGGCCCAGGAAGAUGCUCGCUAAAUGGAAAGAGAUGUCAGACAGGUCAGACAGACUGUUGGAGACUUGCUCUAUUGCUCUGGUAGGAAAGUACACAAAGUUCUCCGACUCUUAUGCUUCGGUUAUCAAAGCCUUGGAGCACUCGGCCCUCGCCAUCAGCCAUAAACUAGAGGUUAAGUAUAUCGAUUCUGCAGAUUUGGAGUCUGUUACUCUGCAGGAGGAGCCUGUAAAAUACCAUGAAGCCUGGCAGAAGCUGUGCAGUGCAGAUGGGAUUUUGGUCCCGGGAGGUUUUGGAGUCAGAGGAACUGAAGGCAAGAUUCAGGCCAUCAGCUGGGCUCGUAAACAGAAGAAACCCUUUUUAGGUGUGUGUUUGGGAAUGCAGCUUGCAGUUUGUGAGUUCGCCAGGAACACGCUGGGCUGGGAAGACGCGAACUCCACCGAGUUUGAUCCUGAAACAACACACCCUGUGGUGAUCGAUAUGCCUGAGCACAACCCGGGACAGAUGGGAGGCACCAUGAGGCUGGGGCAGAGACGGACCAUUUUCAACAACAAGAGCAGCAUACUGAGGAAGCUUUACGGAGACGCAGACUACGUCGAUGAAAGGCACAGACAUCGUUUUGAAGUCAAUCCAGAGCUGAAACAGAAUUUUGAGGAGAAAGGCUUCCACUUUGUGGGGCAGGACAUGGAGGGAGAGAGGAUGGAGGUUAUAGAGCUUGAUGAUCAUCCGUACUUCGUGGGUGUACAGUACCAUCCUGAGUUCACAUCCCGGCCGAUAAAACCCUCCCCGCCGUACUUCGGUCUGCUGCUGGCUGCAGCUGGAAAACUGCAAAAUUACCUACAGAGAGGAUGCCAGCUCUCACCACGAGACCGGUAUAGCGACCGCAGUGGCAGCAGCUCUCCAGAUUGUGAGGUAGCAGAGUUGAAACUGCCCUCCAUCUCCCAGGACUGAUCACAACCAUCAACAGACUGAAUUCACCCGAAGAAAAAAUGGUUACUUUUCUUUCCUGUUUAAUUUGAUGUGUAUUUUGUUCAAAUUUUCCAUAAAGCAGUCAUUCUGGUGUGUAGUUUGACUUAUCCAAAUAAAUUCAGCUUUGGAUGUGGCUUCAUCUGGUCAGGAAAAUGUAUAAACUGCAUAAUUUAUAUACAUGUACACAGGUAUGUUAUUUAGCAAAUGUGUUUUAUUAAUACUCCACCCUGCUCUUACUCUCAACCCAAACCAGCCUCCACCUGUAUGAUCACUGUCUGUUCUUCCUUUUGUUUGAGAAACUCACUGAACACAAUUUUAUCUUCAGGGGUUUCUGGCCUCAACAUUUUAAAUAAAAGUUUUGUGCUGAA